UCAAGAUGGCGGCCAACGCCGGAUCGAUGUUCCAAUAUUGGAAGCAGUUGGAUUUGCAGCAGCUGCAGAAGGAGCUGGACGCCACGGCCGCCGCACUGACCAACAGACAGGACGAAAACGAGCAGUCCAGGAAAAAACUCAUCGACCAGAGCAGAGAGCUGAAGAAGAACACUCCAGAGGACCUGCGUAAACAGAUCACUCCACUGUUAAAGGGCUUCCAGACAGAGAUUGACGCUCUGUGUAAGAGGAGUAAGGAGUCGGAGGCAGCGUUCCUCAGUGUGUAUAAGAGAUUAAUCGAUGUCCCAGACCCCGUCUCUGCUCUAGAAGCCGCUCAGCAGCUGCAGCUGACCGUCAGGAAGAUGCACGAUGUGGAGACGGAGAAUCAGAAACUGCAUGAGAAGCUGCAGGAGUACGACAGAGACUCCGCCCAGGUCAAAGGUCAUGAGGUCACUAUUAAAGCCCUGCAGGAGAAGUUGGAGGAGUUUGAGCGGCUGUUUCAGAAACAGCAGGGACUGAAGACUGAGGAUGACAAUGAUGAAGAAGAAGCAGAACAUCCUCCCAGUAACUAUGCAGAUAAAGACGGUGAGCUCCAGGAGAGACUGAACUCAGAGGAGAUCAAACUCCAAACCCUACAAACAGCUCUUGAAAAAACUCAGGCAGAACUUCAGGAACUGAAGGCAAAGUAUGAAGAAGAAUCCAGAACAAAAGCCAGUGAGAUUGAAGCAAUGAAGGCGGAUGUGGAGAAAGCCAAUCAGAGAGCCGAGGCUGCGGAGCGAGAGACGGAGAGUCUGAGAGAGCAGCUCACCAGCCAGCGGCAGGAAACACCUGACAGGGUGUGUGAGGUCGAGUGUGUAUCUGAGGACGUCCAGAAGCUCCAGAAUGAUCUGACUGAACUCACCGAGUCGACGGCCAAUCAGAUCAGCCGAUUGCAGCAGGAGCUCAGCGCUAAAGAGGAGCAGCUAAAGCAUCUUGAAGAGAAGCUCGAGGCUCAGUCAGACUAUGAAGAGCUGAAAAGAGAACUGAGUGUCCUCAGAUCCAUGGAGUUCAGCUCAUCUGACCAGCCUGCAGCACAGGAUCCUCCGCGGCCUCUGGAGCUUCUGCUUUCUGGAAAAGAGUCCAGCCACGGAGGCGGACGACCGACCCACAGCGAACUGACCGGUUCCACGGGUCGUAAAGAUAAAGGUUCUCCGGUGGAGAGUUCUCAGCGUCUUCCGGCCACGCCCGUGCCCACCAACACCACACAGGGUUCCCCCCCUCAGCUCCUCAUGAGAACCGGCACAGCUACCUCCGAAUCCGCCGCCAGUGCCAACGGUGCCCACCCCUUCUCCCCCACGGGCAUCGGGCCGGACUUCUUCACGCCCGCCGUCGCCAGCGUGGGCGCCACCUUCCCUCCGCUGGCGGGAAAAAUGGCCCUCAGCUCACUGCUCCAGCGGCAGCUCAUGCAGAGCUUCUACACCAAAGCACUGCAGGAGAGUUCGGCCGGCGCCCUGCUGUUUGCCCCUCAGCACUACGCCUCCAGCCCCCUGCCGCCCGCCGCCAGCCCCGAUGCCAACGGCACGGUGCCCUCGCCCAGCCGCUCGGAGGGAGCAGGCAGCGCCUCGGAGGGAGAGGAGCUGGACACGGCCGAAAUCGCCCGGCAGGUGAAGGAGCAGCUGAUCAAACACAACAUCGGCCAGCGCGUGUUCGGACACUACGUCCUGGGCCUGUCCCAGGGCUCGGUCAGCGAAAUCCUGGCCCGACCCAAACCCUGGAGCAAACUGACCAUCCGCGGGAAAGAGCCUUUCCACAAGAUGAAGCAGUUCCUCUCCGACGAGCAGAACAUCCUGGCGCUGAGGAGCAUUCAGGGACGACAGAGAGAGAACCCAGGCCAGAACCUGAACAGAGUGUUUCAGGAGGUUCCCAAGCGAAGAACCGGCUCAGAAGGCUCCUCUAAGCCAGGUAACAUCACCACCAGGAUCCGCACCCCCGAUGGUGGCUCAGACGAGGCCAUUAAAUCCAUCCUAGAGCAGGCCAAAAGGGAGCUGCAGGUACAGAAAGUCGAAAGCGUUCAGCCGCUCUCCUCCUCCUCUGAUGAAAACAUUCGCUCCAUAUUGGAUCACGCGCGGAGGGAGAUGGAGGUCCAGCAGGGGGCGCUGGAGCCGGGGCUGAAGGCUCAGUCCGAAAUCUCCCUGCUGGGCUCUAAGCUGCUGACCUCACCCCUGUCCAGGCUGGCGUACUCUCCGCUCGCGCUGACCCUGAAAAAACCGCUGGACUACCACGUCUCAGUGAAGCGGGAGAACAGCGAGGCGGCGCUGUCCGAGGCCAGCCGAAAUUCGGACGCUGGAGGCUCGUGGAGGGAGCAGUGGUGGAACACCAUUCAGUCCGAGCGGCGCGGAGUCGCGCAGCUGUCCAACGAGGACGCGCAGAGUCAGGAGGACAGCAAAGAGCAGAAGCCCCCCCGUCUGGCCAGCACGGCCCCCGGCUCCUCUCUGGACUGCUGGAAGGACUGGCCCAGUGCCGAAUCUCCAUUUUCUCCCUUUUCCCAGAGUUCCGAGCUCAGCCUGCCAAUGGCUGGUGGUUCUGGCUCCGAGACGCCCCAGAGCAGCCCGCUGCCCUCCUGCCCCCUGCUGGCCAUCGCAAAAACGGCCAGCAAGCCCGUGGUGGCCCCGCUGACCCCAGAACAGUACGAGCAGUACAUGUACCAGGAGGUGGACACAGUGGAGCUGACGCAGCAGGUCAAAGACAAACUGGCCAAAAACGGCAUCUGCCAAAGGGUCUUCGGAGAGAAGGUGCUGGGCCUGUCUCAGGGCAGUGUGAGUGACAUGCUGUCUCGGCCGAAGCACUGGAGUAAACUCACUCAGAAAGGCCGAGAGCCGUUCAUCCGCAUGCAGCUGUGGCUCAACGGAGAGAACACACCCCAAACACAAGUCUCCACAGAGAUCACUCCUAAAACAUCGGCCAGCUGCAGUCCAGCCCCCGAAUCCCCUGUCAGUUCGGCUGAGGAGUCUGUUAAAAGUCAGUUGGAGGAUCCUUGCGUCCAGCCUGCGGGUCCAGAGUCCAGCGAAGCAUCCGAAUCCCAGUCGGAAACGCCCCUCCCCCUGCCUGUCCCGGGACACGCUGGCCUUAGCAUCCAGGAGAUGGUGGCCAUGUCAGCAGAGCUGGACACGUACGCCAUCACCAAGAGGGUCAAAGAGGUCCUCACUGAUAAUAACCUCGGUCAGCGUCUGUUUGGUGAGAGAAUUCUGGGGCUGACCCAGGGCUCAGUUUCAGACCUGCUGGCCCGACCCAAACCCUGGCACAAGCUCAGUCUGAAGGGCCGAGAACCGUUCGUCCGCAUGCAGCUGUGGCUCAACGACCCCAACAGUGUGGACAAGCUGAUGGAGAUGAAACGACUGGAGAAGAAAGCCUACAUGAAGCGACAGCACGGCUCGCUGAGUGAGAGUCCCUCACGUGAAGCCGGAGUGUGUGUGGGUGAUUACAGCCGGGCGGUCAGUCCACAGCCCACCGUGCGGGACCACCAGCCCCAGCUGAAGAAGCCCCGCGUGGUUUUAGCUCCAGAGGAGAAGGAGGCGCUGAAGAGAGCGUACCAGCAGAAACCCUACCCGUCCCCCAAAACCAUCGAGGAGCUCGCCAAUCAGCUCAACCUCAAAACCAGCACCGUCAUCAACUGGUUCCACAACUACAGGUCUCGUAUCCGGCGGGAGUUGUUUAUAGAGGAGAUCCAGGCGGCGGUUGGCGGUAAAUCCGGGGCGGACGGCGAGAGCAGCUGCGACGGUGCCGAAUCAGACAGCAGAGCGUCCGGCCUGGAGGAGCCCAACCCCGAUGAACCGGCAGUCAGCGGGCACACGGACGCCCUCUUCACCUUUCCGGAAUCCUCCUCGGCUCUGGCUUCCUCCUCGGCUUCCUCCGCCGCUCCUUCGUGUAACCCGAGAGACAGCAGCCUGCGGCGGAAGAAGGCGGCGAACUUGAACAGCAUCAUCCACCGGCUGGAGAAAGCGGCGAACCGAGACGAGCCGCACGAGUGGGAGUUCUGAGACGGCGGCGGAUUCUCCAGGAAAGAAAAGAGCUGCGGCGUUCGCUUUCUUAAUAAUCAUACUGUCGUUUAGUAAAGCACUUACGGCCCUGCUGGCCACAGGGCUUCAACACCAUUGGCCCAAAAUGGUGCAAAGAGAACUUAAGCGAGCUUAAACGCGCUUAACUCCCAUCCAAACUGGUGACAGCCAGGCUAAAGCAGAGCAUAUCCAAGAAACGCAUGACUCGAGCUCAGAUAUCGAACUGUUACAGACUGUUUUCUAAUCGUUUUGAGGGUGCAGGCCAUCGAAAACGGCCUCAAACCAAAAGCACUUGUUAGCAGGAGGUCCUGAUUCUCAACCUUCUGCAGCAUCUUCACCUCCUGGCUAUGCAAACUCCAGCACACCAGGCGUUCCUCCGCAAAGGAACCGGCAUUAUUUUGAAAUUUCAGAAGCUUCUCUCGGAGCAGAGAAGAAAAAAACGAGUAAUUUUAUAGCAACGGCAUUGCCACGAAGAGAUUGCACAGUCAGUCGACUCUAAACACGUCUUUCA
Colossoma macropomum (tambaqui) is the source of this 4542-nucleotide messenger RNA. RefSeq names its product cut-like homeobox 1a (gene cux1a). Gene Ontology annotation, biological process: regulation of DNA-templated transcription. Bases 6 to 4013 code for a protein of 1335 amino acids. The record is from RefSeq and is a predicted model, not a curated record. The transcript has 25 exons. Gene Ontology annotation, molecular function: DNA binding; DNA-binding transcription factor activity, RNA polymerase II-specific. Lineage: Eukaryota; Metazoa; Chordata; Actinopteri; Characiformes; Serrasalmidae.